AUGGACAAGAUCUUUUCAUCAGUACAGUCGUUUCUCCAUUCGGUGACUACCAACGACAGGUACGCUUCCUACGAGUCUCAAUACAGGUCAUCUCCAAAUGGCCGUGGUCCCGGUGCUUCUACAAAAUAUAGACGUACGCCUUUAGGGGUAACUGGUAAUAGUGUGCAUGACGAAAUAGACGGUGGUUCUGGUUCUGGAACACCACCCAAUGGUCAGAAUGGUCCAUAUGGCUACCGUAAUAGCUCUUCUACUUCGUUAGACGGACCCAACUCGAGAAAUGGCUCAAAUACUAACCUGGCUUCUUCGUCAACUACAUCAUUAAACAGAGGCCCUUAUACUCCUGGAAUGAGAUCCGCACAAAUGGGCAAUGGAGGUAACAUUCCACUACAAGACUACUCAGAUGGCAUUCCUGCUCCUCCUGCUGCUGCUCUUUCAUGGAAGAGAAUUGAUCGUUGGGUCGAUGCGAACUACCCAGAAUUAUAUGAUCAGCUCUCGUACCCCGCUACUAGUGCUGACUUGAACGAAUUAGAAUCCGAUUUAGACUGUACGCUUCCUCUUGAAGUGCGUGAUUCUUAUAUGGUUCAUGAUGGUCAGGAACGUGGUGGUCGUCCUACUGGUCUCUUCUUUAAUAUCUGUAUUUUAGACUUGGAAGGUAUUGUAGAGGAGUGGACUCACUGGAAGAAUACCGCCAUUAGACUCAAUAAUGUGGUACGAAGCCAAAGACAACAAAAACAAGCUCUGUCAUCAUCAUCUGCUGCUGCUUCUUCUUCCUCGUCUUCACAACAACAGCUAAGAUCUGUAAGUGCCAGCAGCAGCUCGUCGUCCAGUGCCUUAGUUCCUCCUCAUAUGAAGCAACAAGCUCAACAAACUCCACAACAGAUCCAACAGCAACAACAACACUACAAAAAUACCCUCAACUGGAUCCAAAGACAAGAGUCUGUUCCUGAAGGAGCCAUUCAACCUGUUUAUGCCCACCCAGCCUGGAUCCCACUAGCCAAAGAUUUCGAAGGAAAUAAUAUUGCUGUUGAUUUGGCUCCUGGUAAGAAAGGCAGAUGGGGUCAAGUGAUUCUGUUUGGCCGUGACUUUGAUCGUAAAUAUGUCAUUGCCCCUUCAUGGGGUGCUUUCUUAGCUUCUUUUGCCGACGACCUUGAAGCUGGCGACCAUUCGAUCGAUGAAGACCUUGAAGAAGGCUCGCUGAUGUUCCGGGCACCAAACGGACGACUUAUUCCAUACUUUGACGUUCUUAAAUCACGAGUCGAACGAUCUGUUCGUUUAGCUCGCAAGCAACAAGGAAUUCAAAGUCCCGUCAUUGGAAGCAACGGAGCAGGCUCCAUGCCUGGAACCAGAAUUUCCCGUCCCAGCACACCAGGUCACCAUGGCGCGUCUUCUAAUUCUACUAUUACAAAUGGAAGCACUGGUACUGGUGCCAAUAAAGCAAAUGGAUCUGCUGCAGGAUCAGCUCCUGGUCGUAAUCUCUCAUCACCGAAGGGCCAGAACCUAAUCAGCCCCUUCCAGUCCACCACCAACCUUGCGACCCCAACCAGCGAGCCUUCUGAGAGCCAAUCCGAGUCAAAAGAGAAUACUGAAGAAUUGUCGGAACCAGCAGCUGAAACGAAGACUGAAGAUAAACCUGAGACCAAGACCGACUCGGAACCUGCUACCAAGUCCAACGACAAACCCGAACCCGAGUCGAAGAAAGAGUCCGAGGCAGAUGAAAAUCCCGAAACCACUGCCACGGAAUCGACUGAGUCUAAAAAGGACACGUCCGCCAGCGCAUCUGCCAGCGCAUCCGACGACGAAGUCGACAUGCUCGAAGACGAACUCACCGAAGUCCAGAUCUAA
Messenger RNA from Sugiyamaella lignohabitans, 1842 nucleotides. It is a transcript of the gene SMI1, whose product is annotated as Smi1p. Gene Ontology annotation, biological process: regulation of fungal-type cell wall biogenesis; cell wall biogenesis. Bases 1 to 1842 code for a protein of 613 amino acids. The transcript has a single exon. Lineage: Eukaryota; Fungi; Ascomycota; Dipodascomycetes; Dipodascales; Trichomonascaceae. Gene Ontology annotation, cellular component: mating projection tip. The record is from RefSeq and is a predicted model, not a curated record.